Molecule: messenger RNA, 4766 nt
Organism: Octopus bimaculoides (California two-spot octopus)
Lineage: Eukaryota; Metazoa; Mollusca; Cephalopoda; Octopoda; Octopodidae
Product: succinate-semialdehyde dehydrogenase, mitochondrial
Biological process (GO): GABA catabolic process
Cellular component (GO): mitochondrion
Molecular function (GO): succinate-semialdehyde dehydrogenase (NAD+) activity
Source: RefSeq, a predicted model, not a curated record
AUCUGAUGCCCUCUCAAGAGUGUACACAGUUCACCUGCUUAACUCAGAAUGCUUUCACCUGCAUCUUCUGUUGCAUGUUGCCAAAGGUCCAACUUCCUUUCAUGACCUUUGUACUAUUAAUGGCCAUAUUUGUUCCUCCUACAAAGAAGCUUGCCCCGAAUUAGGUCUUCUUGGUGACGAUGACCACUAUGACCACACCCUCCAAGAAGCAUCACCGUUGCAGUCCCCCAUUGGUCUUCAUAAACUUUUCACCAUUAUGCUGGUGUACUGCAGUCUUGUGAAUCCAUAAUCUUUCUGGGAGAAAUAUCGCUACAGCAUGUGUUUGGACAUCCUUAUGCAAUCUCACUUAUAUAUCAACAGACAUGACUUUACAGUUUACACUUGCAAUGUACAACUGUGGCCUCAUACUCCUAGAAGAUACCAUUUUGGAAAUGGGUGGUCAUCCCUCAAACAACUAAUGUGACGAAUCCCCUUACAGAGAAAAUGAGGCACUUUGUAACUAGCACUUACUAAGGGAGACAUGCUACAACGUUGCCAGGCUUCUAUCCUACAUUGAAGAAAGAGAAAAACUUUUGAAUCCUGCACAAGCUGUUGUCUAUAAUUCUAUUUUGAUACUGCUUGAAGACACCACUGGUGGCAUCCUCUUCCUUGAUGCACCAGGUGGCACAGGAAAGACGUUUCUCCUCAACUUCCUCCUUGCCAAAGUUUUCCAAAGUGGAUAGAUUGCCAUUGCAAUGGCAUCUGCAGGAAUAGCAUCAACACUGCUAGACGGUGGAAAAACAGUCCAUUCAACAUUUAAGCUUCCCCUUAACAUCAGCCAUGUUGAAAAUCCUAUCACCAAUAUAAACAAUUCUGAUGAGGCAGUUGUCUUUCAAAAAUGCAAAUUGAUGCCUGGGACGAGGCAACAAUGUGCCACAAGAAUGCACUUAAUGCAGUUAACACAACGCUACAAGACCUGUGCUCCAACUAUAAACUAUUCAGAGGCGUUGUUAUUCUUCUUGCUGGGGACUUUCGUCAAAGCCUUCCUAUUAUCUCAAAAGGCACACCAGCUGAUAAAUUAAACACUUGCCUUAAAAAUUCUCAUCUUUGGUGCUCUGUCCAGUUGAGAAUGUUAACCAUAAACAUGCAUUCCAUUCUCCACCAACAAGAUGAUGACGGUAAUGGAUGUCGGUAAUGGGAGCUUACUACUCAACGUAAACGGUUUGGCUGACAUAAGUAGCAUCGGUAAGUAUGUCUCCAGCCCUGAGGAGCUAUGUACAACAAUUUACCCCAACCUCUCCACCAAUUACAUCAGUCAUGAAUAGAUGUGUGAAAGAGCCAUCUUAGCUCCAAUAAAUGCCGCAGUCCAAGCCCUAAACACAUGUCUGCUUCGUCAACUUCCUACCCAAGAGCGAUGCUAUAUUUUGGUUGAUUCAGUUACUGAUCCAACACAAGUAACGUUUUUCCCAACAGAAUUUUUAAACUCACAAGAACCAUUGGGAUUGCCACUGUAUAAACAUAACCUUAAACUUGGUUGUCCUAUUAUACUCUUGAGGAAUUUGGAGCCUCCUUGGCUUUGCAAUGGCACAUGUUUGGCUGUUAAGCAAAUGUUGGAUAACAUUCUCAAAGCCACAAUCAUCACAGGAAAAGGCACUGUGACCAAUCCUGCAAAUGGAGAUGUUAUUGGAGAAGUUCCUGAUUUUGGACCUGAAGACACCAACAAAGCUAUUGAUGCUGCUUAUAAAGCAUUCUACACAUGGAAGAAAACAACAGCACGUGAGAGGAGUAAAAUUUUGAAAAAAUGGUUCCAAUUGAUGGAAGAUAACAAAUCUGCUCUUGCUGAACUACUGACAUUAGAACAGGGAAAGACUUUGUCAGAUGCUACUACUGAAGUGACUUAUGGAGCAAGUUUCUUUGAGUGGUUUGCUGAAGAAGCAAAGCGUGUGUAUGGAGAUAUUGCACCACCCACAGCUACUGAUCGACGAAUCCUUUUACUGAAAGAGCCAAUUGGUGUGGCAGGACUCAUUACACCUUGGAAUUUUCCCAUUGCAAUGAUUACCCGGAAGCUCGGUGCACUGCUGGCUGUUGGUUGCACCACAGUUAUAAAACCUGCUGAAGAUACACCCCUGUCUGCUCUUGCUCUUUGUCAGCUUGCAGAAGAAGCAGGUAUUCCUGCUGGAGUUGUUAAUGUUGUAACAUCUUCCAGAGAUAAAACUCCCGCUGUAGGAAAGCUUCUCUGUGAAAGUCCUAAAAUAGCAACCAUUUCCUUCACAGGAUCAACAGGUGUGGGAAAGGUCUUGUUGUCAAAUUCAGCAUCAACAGUGAAAAGGUUAUCUCUUGAACUUGGUGGAAAUGCCGCAUUUAUUGUAUUUAAUAGCGCUGAUAUUGAUAAAGCUGUCAGUGGAGCCAUGGCAUGUAAAUUCCGUUGUUCUGGUCAGACAUGUGUGUGUGCAAAUCGUUUUCUUGUCCAAAGUGGAAUUCAUGAUGAAUUUGUCAGGUGUUUUGCUAAAGCCAUUGAAACUAAUUUGAAGGUGGGUGAUGGCUUGAAGCCUGGAGUGACUAUGGGUCCUCUUAUAAAUUCAGCUGCUGUUGACAAGGUUGACUCUCUUGUCAAAGAUGCCUUGUCAAAAGGUGCCAGAAAGGUUUUUGGAGGUGAAAAACUCCCAAUUGGGAAAAAUUUUUUUGAACCCACCCUAUUAUCUGAAGUAACAACUGAUAUGCGUUGCGCCAAUGAAGAAAUUUUUGGACCAUUGGCACCUGUAAUCAAAUUUGAAACAGAAGAUGAAGCAGUCACUCUUGCUAAUGCAACAUCAUAUGGACUCGCUGGGUACUUCUAUUCAACAGACAUUUCUCAAAUUUGGCGUGUUGCUGAAAAGCUAGAGACUGGGAUUGUUGGUGUCAAUGAAAGUUUGUUAUCUGCUGCUGAAUGUCCAUUUGGAGGAGUUAAGGAAUCAGGUAUUGGACGAGAAGGGGGGAAAUUUGGUGUUGAUGAGUUUUUAGAAAUAAAAUAUGUGUGUAUGGGAGGGCUUUAAAUGAAAAUAUUUAUAAUAUAAAAAAUGUCCAAAAUAGAUUUACAAGUGAAAUAUUUUUAUUUUUAUCCAUUGAAUAGGGAUCGGAUAGCUCUUGAUUGAUUCUGAUUUACAGGAAUUGUUGGAGUAAGUGGAUGUGAAACCUGAUGCCCAUUCUAACAUUAACCAUUCAACAAAAUUGGGCAUAAUACAUAUUUUCUUAGCUAAACUGAAUUUCAUAGAAUAAUGUUCAUUGCUAGCAAUCUAUACAAUUAUAUAUUCUGAAAUGAAACACAGAUGAUUUUUGAAUCUUGAAAUACAUAUAAUUUAUAAUUAAUAUCCUUUUUAUUUAUUCUGUGUAUAUGAGAAAAUAAAUGUACUGACUAAAUGAUACAGGAAAUUUCUGUGAUGAUUUAACUUUCUAUAAAAAAUUGGACUUGCAUUUUCUACAUUGAUGUUUAUCAUUUUACUUGAUAAUGUUAAAGAUGCUAAUAUAUUAUAAAUAUAGAUAUAUUGAGAAAAUAUGGCUUUUUUUUUUAUUUGAAAUAUAUUCUCUAUAACACUGAUCUGAUUUGGGUGCAAGGCUUAUAUUUGUUUUAAGUUUAUAUUUCAUUAGCUCCCGAGAAAUAAAAGGCAAAGUUGGCCCUAGUAGGAUUUUAACUUGGACAUUUUAGAAAUAAAAGUUCAACUACUUUAAUUUAUUUAGUUUCCUGUCUGUUGAUUCAAUUAUAGCAACUAUUUUAAGUGUUUUUGUAAUAUUAGCAAGUUACAAACAAGUCAAUGGAGCAUUAUACUUUGCUCUUUUCCAAUUUGUUAAGGUUGCUAAAAACAAACAAAAAAACCAUCCAAUUUUAGCACAUCAUCAAGUGAUUACACUUAAUGACAAAUUUUCAUUCCACAAAUUUAAAACAGACUUAUUGAAUCAAAACUUUUCACUUCCAAAAUACAUUUAAAUAUAUUGCUUUUUAUAAAUUACAAGCAGACAGUUUAGAUUCUUUGUCAUAGGAUGACAAGAGGAUUAGGUAUAGUUGAUAUCAGUUUAGUAAAAAUUAAUAACCUUGUUUUGUAAAGUUUAAAUGUUUGCAUUCCAAGUAGAAUACAUACAGCUUACACAUAAGUCAUGAGUUGUUUAUCAACAGUAGAGGAAUUAUGCAAUUCUUUUCUAGAAAAUGAACAACAUGUGUGUUUUAAUGUUGAUAAUUGAAUACCAUUUGUGAAUAUGUUCAAAGUGAAGAUUGUUGGUUGUGAAUCAGAGUAACAGAUCUCUCACUAUCUCUUUAUGAAAUAUGUAAAUACAUAUCUACAUCUUAGCUCUAAGUGCGCUGGUAAAUGAUAGGCUAAAGACUGAAUACCCAGUUGAGUCUAGCAUCAACCAUAACAAUGUUUCUGAAUUUUUUUCUUCAUAGUAAUCAAUAUGGUGUAUUGAUUUUAUUUACUGUAUUUUUCAAAUGAACAUAUAUUGUUGAUUCAGUUACAUCUACUAACCUAAAUGUUUCUGUAAUUUUAUUAACUAUUGUUUUACUGAGACAUUAAAACCUGUCCAAUUGUUUGAUGGGAUAGAAGCACUAAUCUGUUGUUAUAUUUUCUAUUUUGCUACUUAUGAAACUUUUUCAGGGUAGAUUUAUAUUUUAUUUGACUGGUAAAUAUCUUUUUCUUUUGUUAUAUGUCUAGCAAUAAAACCAUAGUGACAAAACUUUGUAUUUCAAUGAUAAUUAUUUUUAAAGACAUUAAUGUUAUUUUUUUCUUUGAUUAAAACUAUUCUGAUGGAAAAACUCAAAA